Lucilia cuprina (Australian sheep blowfly) is the source of this 6049-nucleotide messenger RNA. RefSeq lists its product as uncharacterized. Bases 152 to 5941 code for a protein of 1929 amino acids. The transcript is spliced from 7 exons. The record is from RefSeq and is a predicted model, not a curated record. Gene Ontology annotation, cellular component: extracellular region. Gene Ontology annotation, molecular function: chitin binding. Lineage: Eukaryota; Metazoa; Arthropoda; Insecta; Diptera; Calliphoridae.
UGGUUUAGAAUAAAAAAAAGAAACAAACGAAAAACAUUUAAAAUUUCUGAAAAUAUUUAAUUUUCACAGUGAAAAGUGAGGAAGUUUUGAAAAAAGGAAUCUACUUUUUUAAAAAGUAGUUUAAGCAAAAUAAAAAUAAACUGAAAGAAAAAUGUUUGCAAAAGGUACACCUGCAAAACAUGUUCUACUUUUUGCCGUUCUAGCCCUAACCCUCUCGCAGGUCACCAGUGACUGGUUAACAUGCUAUUCUCAACCAAAUGGCGUGGUGCUGCCCGUUGAUGCCGAUUGUCAUGUUUAUAUAUAUUGUCUAGAUCAAACACCUUUCACUAUACCUUGUCCCUAUGAUAUGGGUUUUAGUAAAUCAGCCGGUGGUUGUGUAGAUUAUAAACAAUCCGAUUGCGUAGCCGAUAGCACAGUACCAUCUGUUCGUUAUCAUCAAAAUCGUAACAACUGUGACAACGAACAAAGACCAGCAAACAAACAGGCUUGUGUUGGACAACCUUUUGGAGAGUUGGUACCCUAUCCGGGAGAUUGUUCAAAAUUUCUGGUGUGUAAUUGCGAAUAUCCAACGGUAAAGCAGUGUGGUCCAGGUACUUGGUUCGAUAAUAUUCUUAAAGUCUGUAAUUACCCACAUGCUGUGCAUUGUGAGGAUGGCAAUGGAGGAACCACAACCAGUAAACCAACAACUGAAGCCGAAACCUCAACUGAGUCUGGGGUUUGGGGUAAAGAUUGUGAAACACCAGCCGGCAUGUCGAAUGAUAUUUGUUUAAAUUACUCGAAUGGCGUUUUACUGCGUUAUCCUUAUAAUUGUAAUGCUUAUAUUAAUUGCACUAUGGGAUGUCCGGUCAUGAAUUAUUGUCAACCAGACAAGGUUUUCAAUAACUUUUUGAAAAUUUGCGAUACACCAGAUACAGCUCAAUGUGUAGAGUUGCCAAUGCCCACCACAACAACAGAGAAAACUACCACCGAAGUAACUACAAAAACUCCUGAAGUUACUACAACAACUCCGGAAGUAACUUCAACAACUCCUGAAGUAACAACGACUACAACUGAGUCCGGAGAGUGGGGUCAAGAUUGUCAAGCACCUAACGGUAUGUCAGCCGAUAUUUGUUUAAAAUAUUCCGAUGGCAUUCUCUUGCGUUAUCCUUAUGAUUGUAAUGCUUAUAUUAAUUGUACACACGGAUGUCCGGUCAUGAAUUAUUGCCAGCCCGAUAAGGUUUUUAAUGAUUUUCUCAAGAUUUGUGAUACACCAGAUACAGCUCAUUGCAUAGAAUUACCUCUAACGACUAUGGCAACUACAACAACAGAGGAAACUACUACCACUAGUCCAGUGCAAACUACAACCGAGCUAACUACUACCACUAAACCUUACGAAUGUAUACCUCCCUUAAUGGUUGAAGAAGAUAUUUGCUCUAGUCUCGGAUACUCGGAAGAGUAUCAGAGCUAUCCUUACAACUGUUCGGCCUAUGUGAUUUGUCAGGGCGAUAAACCAUGUCUGGAAUAUUGUGAAAAUGGUAAAAUUUUCAAUCCCCUAUUGGGAAUCUGUGAUGAAGAUGUAGAAUGUGAGGAAUUGCCUUUACCCACAACAACUACUACUGCCACACCCAUAACUACUACGCUACCGCCUGAUGUAAAUCCUGACUUGUGCCAGGGCAAAGAAGACUAUACUAUUUAUCCUUAUGCUGGAGACUGUAGCCAAUAUUUACAGUGUCUGAAGGGUGAAGUCAAGCUGGAGACCUGUCCCAAUGGUUGGCUAUUCAACUCGCAAUUAAUGCUUUGUGAUAAAGCCUCAGAAGAGGUAUGUUAUGCGGGACCUACAACAGUAACAACAACUGAGACACCUAGCACCACACCUUCAGACAUUUAUGAACCAUGUGUGGGCCAACCGCUGGGCACUACUUUCCCCUAUAAGGAAAAUUGUGCUCUCUAUUACUUUUGCCGUAAGAAUGGUCUUUAUUAUAUCAUAUCCUGUCCUAAUAAUAACUACUAUGACCCGCAAACGGGUGAUUGUGGUCCUGAUGUUUCGAGCACAGCUUGCUUGGCAGAGGCGACCACUACAGCAGCUCCCACUACUGUUAGCACUACAUUAAGUCCCUCACAGAAGUGUAGAAAUCAAGCGGCCGGUAUUACAUAUCCUUAUGAGGAAGAUUGUACUAAAUAUAUAUACUGUAAAGGCAAUGGUGGUUAUGUGAUCUUAAAUUGUCCCUAUAACAACUAUUACUAUCCGGAUUCAGGAGACUGUGGUCCCAGCGAUGAUGUCAACAUAUGUCGUAAAUCAAGUCAAACCACUACAGCAGCCACCACCACGGAAAUUACUUCGACCGUGGCGCCAACAACACCUAAACCGGUUUUAGGCAUUUGCGGUAAUUAUAGUAAUGGUGAACUUAUACCCUACCCCGAUAAUUGUCAGAAAUAUAUCAGCUGUGUUAAGCCCAUACCGGUAGGGUUUUAUUGUAAUAACUAUUGGUAUUUCAAUGAGCAGCAACAGAAAUGUGUACCAGAUUCUGAAGGUACUUGCACUGAAUUACCUUCUAAUGUAACUACAACACCCGCUACUCCCGGCGAUAUUUGUGAGGGUCUUAAAGAGGGAGAUUGGCAAAUUUAUCCCUCGAACUGUCAAUUCUAUUAUGAAUGUCUAGGCGAUGGUUAUUACAUGUUAAAGAUAUGUGAAGAAAAUGAAUAUUUUGAUCCACUAAAAGGACAGUGCAGUGCCCAAGUGGGGUCCAACUAUUGUAAACAAGAUUUUAAUACUACCACACCUAAACCAAAACCCCAAGGUAUCUGUUCGGGUCAAGAUGAGGGAGCUAAAGUGGCCUAUCCUCAUAAUUGUACAAAAUAUAUUGUUUGUAACAAACCCAUACCGGUGGGUUUCAAUUGUGACUCGGGCUUAGAGUUUAGUACAGAAGCACAGAGCUGCGUAACGCCUUCGCAAUCUGAUUGUGGUCUUAGUAUUAGCACACCUACUACUACUACUACGCCAGCCACUACUAAACCUUACAAUGAAUGUACCAAUAAACCAGAUUUUACUCUUCUACCCGUUGAGGCAGACUGUGGCAUGUUUAUAAUCUGUAAGGAAGAUAUAGAGCACUGGGCCUUCUGUAAUGAGGGUGAAUAUUUUGAUUUAUCGGCUGGUAAAUGUUUAAAAUCUGCCAAUGAAGAUUCUUGCCGUCCUGCCACUACUACUGAACCCACCACCACUACCACGCUAGAUCCUAAUUUAGGACCCUGCUACAAUAAACCCGACGGUUCGAAAAUACCCUAUCCCCAUAAUUGUACGAAAUAUAUAAUAUGUCAGGAACCUUUAAAUGUGGGCUAUGAUUGUCCGGAGGGUUUGGAAUUUUCGGUGCAUUACGAAGAAUGUGUUUUACCCGAAUUGGCAGAUUGUAGUAUAAAAACUACAACACCUACACCCACCACCACCACCACCGAGAAAACUACCACACCAGCCGCAACAGAAAGCUGUGAAAAUAAACCUAACGGCGCCACAUUGCCCUAUCCCGAAGAUUGUUCUAAAUACUAUAUGUGCUUAAAUGGUGGAAAGAAAUUAGUCAAUUGUAUGCCGAAUAGUUACUAUGAUCCCGCUACAGGAGAAUGUGGUAAUGAUAUAUCACCUAUAGCUUGUCAGGGGACGAUAAAUACUACGCCCCAGAGUCCCGAAGGUGUCUGCAGUGAUGAAUCUAAUGGCUUUACCUAUGCCAAUAAACAAAAUUGUUCUCUCUACUAUAUGUGUUUGGACCAAUCGGAAGUAAUGUGUUUAUGUCAAAAUAAUAGCUACUACAAUCCCUAUAAUGGAGAAUGUGAUAGUGAAGCCUCAGAUACGGAAUGUAAAGAUCCCCUAACUACAAUCACCACAGAGCCAGCGACAACAGAAGUUAGCACUACUUCAACAGAACCCUCAGGCGAUAAUAUAUGUUGCGGUCAAAAGGCCGGUACUUAUUUACCUUAUCCGGGUGAUAAAACUCAAUAUGUUAUAUGCCAAUAUCCUCUGCCAAUAGUCAACACCUGUCCCGAGGGCAGUUUAUUCGAUGAGCAGACCUUGAGCUGUAAAUAUUCUAAGGCAUUUGCCAUUACAAAACCAAAUUGCGAUGAGUCCAACUUUGGUCGUAGCAUGGUCUAUGAAGGUGAAUGUACGAAAUAUUAUUUCUGUUUUGGUUCAGAGGCCAUAAUAAUGGAUUGCAGUUUCGAUUGGUAUUAUGAUCCAGCAAUGAAUCAGUGUGUACCUCAGGAACAAUAUAAAUGUCCCUGGCAAAGAUUUACGCAGACAUCAAUAUUUUUGGUUCUUUUGAUUUGCUGUUAUAACGCAAGAUUUGGUAACUCUCAGACAUCACCUAGUCCCAACCUAUUAACCGAUGUGGAAUUAAAAGAGCUUUGUCAAGGAAUUGAAUUUCAAUAUAUAGCCCAUCCUAGCAAUCAACAAAGUUAUAUAAUAUGUAUACCAGGCGGUGGGAUCGAAAAGCAGUGUGACCCCAGUAAUUGUUUUGAUGAACGCAAGCCACCCUGUUCCACCACCUGUAGUGCCAAUACAAAUGUACCCGAUCAAAAAACCAAAGAUUAUUGCAAUGAUGAUGAUACACCUCUAUUGGAUCGUGUGGCUAAUGAUAAAGAUUGUGAUUCCUAUUUCAUUUGUGUGGGUAAAAAUGUAGAUCCUCUGGCACAAAAAUGUCCAACGAAUCAACAUUUUUCCGAAAAACACAAAACUUGUAUGAGCUAUCAUGAAGCCAAUUGUGCUGCCAAUUCGAAAUGGUGUAAAAAUCGUCGAGAUAAUACACGAUUUCCCAAGGACACUUGCUACGAAUACUAUGAGUGUCAAGCGGAGAUUACGUUAACAAAAACAUGCUCCUACGGUGAACAUUUCGAUAAGGAUUUGGGUCAAUGUAGUUGGAUAAGAUUUAUAAUUGCAGUUAUUUUUCAACACUUCUUGCAACUACAAUUUGCACAGUUAAUGAAAAUGUUUUCUUUUCGGAAAGUUUUACUAAGUUUAAUUUUAAUUAAUGGCAGUUUGGGUCUGGAAUAUGGGGCCUCCCCUAUUCCACAUACGGAUUGUCCCCUUAUUGAUGAUGUCAAUCACGCUGUAAUGCUGCCUUACCCUCAGGAUUGUUCGAAAUACUACAGCUGUUCGAAUGGUAAUGCCUAUUUGCAGCAAUGUCCCAAUAACUUACACUGGAGUCCUUUAACCUAUCGUUGUGAUUAUCCUGAGAUAGCCAAAUGUGAAGUGGGAAUUUUAAACUCCCCUCCAACAACAGCAGCCAUAGUUCCGCCUUAUUUAACCGCCUCCCCAACAGGCGAGAUCAUAUAUCAGCUAUUACUCAGUGAUUGCAGCAAAUACUAUAAAUGUCAGGCCAUGAUCUGUCCCACAAACUAUCAUUGGAAUGCUUUAACUCAGGCAUGUGAUUUUCCCCACAAUGCUCAUUGCCCCUUCCUGAUGGGAAUAUUAACAGCUGUGGAGGGCUUAACCGUAAACUCAAACCUGCAACAGCCCUUAACUCUUCCCUUUACAACCAAUUCUAGUGAAAUGUUUGCUCAAGUUUAUCCUAACGAUUGCUCUAAAUACUAUCAAUGUCAGUCUAUGCUCUGUCCAGCCAAUUAUCAUUGGAAUUAUCGCUCACAACAAUGCGAUUUACCUCAAUUGGCUCAGUGUCCCUGGCAGACUCAAUUAUCGUCCGUAACGCCAACUAACACUGUUGCUGUGCCGACUGCUUUUACUGCCCCUCCUACUCCCGCCACUAUGGGACCACCCAUUGUGGUCACUGAAAAUCCCCUGCUAGACUGCCCAGAAUGUCAACAUUUAUGUGAUGGUUAUCUUCAUCAAUAUUUGCCACAUCCUCACGAUUGUCAUAAAUUUAUACAGUGCAAUGGUUGGAGUUAUAUACACACCUGUCCAGAUAAUCUAUUUUGGAAUGCUGUCUUAAAUACUUGUGAUCGUGUUUGUGUUACAAAUUAAGAUUUAUUUUGGUCAAAAAUCUAAAAAAUAUCGGACCAUUUUAAAUAUUCGAUUUUAAAUGUAGAUUUUAUUCAUUUGGCCUUGAAAUAUAUCAGUUCUAUAAAAUUC